Molecule: messenger RNA, 300 nt
Organism: Dentiscutata erythropus
Lineage: Eukaryota; Fungi; Glomeromycota; Glomeromycetes; Diversisporales; Gigasporaceae
Source: the annotation of a GenBank genome assembly
GCUCAAACUCACACUUAUAGAUUAACAAAACAUGUCCAUGUUCAAGAUAAAUUAGGCCCAGGUCAAACAAAUAAGCGAGCUAUUUGCAAAGCUUGUGAAAGUAAAGAACAAAUAUUUGAAAAGGGAAAAAAUGAAGAUAAAGAUCAAGAAGUAAUGACAUAUGAAGACCUUAAUGAAAAUAUGGCACGUAAUACUGUCAGAGCAUUGCGACAAGCAAGAGAGCAAAGUAAUGCACCUAUAUCUGUUGGUUCAUCAAACUCUAGGGCUUCAAAUGUAUCGGAAUCGAUGCUUAGUGAUUGU